ACGAUAAUUUAACCCUAAUAAUACAUUUUACAAGUUUCUAAGUAAAUUCUACAUACGAGUCUGGAGGUUUGCAGGUUAACAACUCGAUCAGGGGACUUGGAAAAGUCAAAAAUUAAGAUUGGGCGGAAACUAAAGGAAGUAGUUUGAUUACGUGAAGUGCUUUAGUCUAUGAUAUUACCACGUCUCGAUUUUCACUUCAUAGGUUCGUAUGGACGGAAUUCGGCUGGAAUCUUGAACUAAAUAACUGGCUGCUACAAAUGAAAUUAAAGGAAUUCCAGUUUCUCAUUGCCCAGGCACCAGUUUUUUUCUGUACAGUUCUUAUCUGAAUAAUGAGGAAAGCGGUGCUUCGUACAUCAUUAGCUUGAAUAUUUUGUGUCUCAAGUGCAAGCUAUUUCUAAGAAAUGGAAUCACCAACCUACAUUCUUAUCGUUCUUCUGCUUCGUGGUCUAGCCACCGUUGCAUCUCUGCGUUUAGAUGGUGACAUGUUUGAUGUUCCGUCACCGAUAAGGGCCGGACAGUCUGUGGAACUAACGUGCUCCUACAAAUUAGACGGCGAUUCAUUAUAUUCUGUCAAAUGGUACAAGGAUAAUAUUGAAUUCUACCGAUAUGUUCCCAAAGACUGGCCUCCUGGCCAAUUUCUUCCUUUAAGAGGUGUUCGAGUUGAGUUGUCCAAGUCUGGAGAAGAUAAAGUAUAUUUGAACGACAUAGACCUCGAUUCCGAAGGCCGGUAUAGGUGUGAGGUAUCAGCAGAAGCGCCCUCUUUCCAAACGGUUGAGGCUAGCAAGGAUAUGAAGGUACUUGUCUUGCCAACAGAAGGGCCGAAGAUUUCCGGAGGAAGAGCCAAAUAUAACAUUGGUGACACAGUCAUGGUGAACUGUACGUCUGCAAAAUCGAAACCUGCGGCAACCUUACGCUGGUAUAUUAAUGGAGAAUUAGCAAAGCACGAAACUCGAUAUUCUACAAAGUUCCACAAUGACGGUCUCGAGAGCUCAAUUCUCAGUUUGAAAUUUAUCGUCACAGAAGACCACUUACGAAACGGGAACAUGAGGCUCAAAUGUGAAUCAAGUGUAUUACGUUCAUAUGUCAUGAGUAAUGAGGCACACGCUAUGGGCGAACAUCACCAGGCUUCUGGACUUCACAUCAUUGAAAACUUGAAUCAAGGAGUACAAGACUCAACGUCUACAGGAUCAACCAAGACUGGUAGAAUGGGCAUGGUGUUAUUAGUUGUGAUGAUCCUGCGUUUCCAAUAUUGGAGAUCAACGUGAGCUGGACGUCCUGCUUUUUUUUACCAACUUUCCCACGUGCUGUGAUACCAAUUGUUUCUUGGUGCGCAGAGAACUAUAAAUUACCCUAAA
Limulus polyphemus (Atlantic horseshoe crab) is the source of this 1355-nucleotide messenger RNA. RefSeq names its product cell adhesion molecule 1-like. The transcript is spliced from 7 exons. The record is from RefSeq and is a predicted model, not a curated record. Bases 402 to 1265 code for a protein of 287 amino acids. NCBI's taxonomy places the organism in Eukaryota, Metazoa, Arthropoda, Merostomata, Xiphosura, Limulidae.